AUUCGGAUGCUCAAUGCAUCCUGUAGGUCUCUCAUCCUGAUUGUGCAUGAUGCGGGGCAUUUUAGGAAACGUCGGGACCCGGGGGAGCAACACCGGUCCGGACUCCUGAUGGGACCCUAGGUCACGAUGGCGGAUGUCCUAUGCAGCCCUAUCACUAUCCCUCCGUCUAUCGUGCGCUAAAACCGCCCUGUUCAUGUGCUUCAACGGAAUCCCAGGGGUUAUUAAGCACGAGAUCCAACAGGUGCCUACAGUACCCAUUUCCUGAGUCGAGACUCCACUAGCAGGCUAGCAAAACAGUACAACGGGGAAUGUUCUCCGCGACGGGGUAUCAAAGUCUAUAAGUAUGAGAGCGGGCAUCGGGAAGCCUGGGUCCAGUUCUCGCCCCUCGAAUAUAUCUCCCUUGCGGUUGUACGUCUGAGUAAUCCGACAAGAUGUCGUCCACCGUCUACAAGUUUCUCAUCGCCGCCCUCCUCCUUUGCCAACUCCACCAUGUCCUUCAACUCGCCACCGCCUCUCCCAUCCACGCCAAGCGGCAAAGCCCCAGCCUCCUCGUAGGCGUCGGCAAAGCCGACGUCACAGGCCCAAUCGGCGAGAUCACCAUGGGCGGGUACGCCGACCUUAGCCAAAAAGCAAACGGCAUCCACUUACGCCUGAAAGCCCGCGCGUUCAUCUUCGCAUCGCAAGCGAACCCCGCCCGGCGCGUGGUGUAUGUGUCCACCGAUGUGGGAUGGCCUUCGUACCGCACGCUGAAGAUGGUUGUGACGAGCUUGCGGGCCAAGCUGUCCGCCGCGGACGCUGCGCUGUAUUCCGUGGAGAAUAUCAUGAUGUCGGCUACCCACACGCAUUCGGGGGUUGGGGGCUACCAGGACAACUUUCUUACCCAGGUUACGAACUUCGGCCUAACCCCCGGCGCCCGUGAGGCAAUCGCAGAAGGCAUCUCACAAGCCAUCGUCGAGGCCCACACAAACUUCUCCCCCGCAACGGUCAACAUCAACAAAGGCCGACUCGAGAACGCGUCCAUCAACCGCUCCCCUACUGCCUACCUCAACAACCCCGCAAGCGAGCGCGCACAGUACACGGACGAUGUGGACCGGGACAUGGUUUUGUUGUCGGUAAAGGAUCCGGCGACGGGCAGGUUGAGGGGGACGGUGAAUUGGUUCGCUGUUCAUCCUGUUAGCAUGAAUGCCUCGAAUCAUCUUGUUUCGGGGGAUAACAAGGGCUAUGCGUCGUACCUUUGGGAAUUGCAGCAGAAGGCUGCUGGAAACCCUACUUUUGUGGGUGCCUUUGCACAGACGAAUGCGGGUGAUGUCAGCGCCAAUACCGAAGGAGCUCACUGCAUCGACACUGGCGCCCCAUGCGACGGCGGGAAAGACUCCUGCGGCGGAGACAUCACCAAGUGCCUCGGCCGCGGCCCCGGCUACGAAAUCGGCGGGGACAUCCUGUCGACCGAAAUCAUCGGCAAGCGACAACUAGACAAAGCCCAACAGCUGACCACGAGCGCCACCAAGACCUUGACGGGCGGCGUGGUCGACUACCGCCACUCCUGGGUCAGCCUUCCCGAUAUCAAGCUGGCUGGAGAGACGGGUCCGGUGUGCAAAGCCGCGAUGGGAUACUCUUUCUCUGCGGGAACAACGGACAAACCUGCGACUGGGAUCAGUUGGCAGGGGGACAAUGAUCCGAAUGCGUCCAACAAGCCUUUCUGGAACUUUGUGAGGAAUUUGUUGAAGCCGCCAUCGCAAGAACUCAUCACUUGCCAGGCCCCGAAGGUUAUCCUGUUAGCUACUGGGGAGAUGACGGCGCCGUAUGACUGGCAAUCAAACCAGCUCCCAUACACCCUCUUCCUCAUCACCCGCAAACUCGCCAUCAUGGGGGUUCCCGGCGAGAUCUCCACCAUGUCCGGCCGCCGCAUGCGCGCGGGCGUGCUCGCGCAGUUGGUCGCCGACGGAACCGCCGAUGCCGACGCUGAGAUCAUCGUGUCGGGUCUUACCAACUCGUACUCCAGCUACAUCACUACCAAGGAAGAAUACCAAGUCCAGCGCUACGAGGGCGGGUCGACGGCAUAUGGUCCCAACACUCUCGCGGCGCAUGUCCAGGUCUUCAAGACGUUGGCGGGCUCCUUCAAAGCAGCCACGGUCCCACCCGCGAGCCCGGCCUUCCCAGUCGUGGCGGCCCCACCUAACCCGAAUGAGGUCAACUUCCUGACCCCCGUCGUGCUCGACACUGCCCCUAUAGGACAAGGCUUCGGCAGCGUGACUGUCCAACCGGCUGCAGGCCCAUUCAAGCAAGGCGAAAGAGUGUCCGCCGAGUUCGUCUGCGCGCAUCCGCGCAAUGGUGGAUCUGACGCGAAAACUAUCGUUGCCAAUGGCGUCAAACCUGUUGCGGCUCUCCCCGGAGGCGCUCCCACAACGUUCAUGACGGUUGAGCGACAAGUCGGCGCUUCGCAGUGGGAGAUAGUGUUGGACGACGCGAGCUGGGAUACCAAGUACUCGUGGAGGAGGAAUGGAGUGGCUGAAAGCAGAUGCAUCGUUGAAUGGAAAGUCGGUGGAUCGGAAGCCGCAGCCCCGGGAACAUACCGGUUGCGUUAUUUGGGGAGAGCGAAGACGCUAUUCUCAACCACUUCUCACUCUGGAGCGACCAAUGCUUUCGUCGUUGCCGCGUGAAUUAGAUUGCCGCUCUCCUUUUCAAGCUUCCCGUCAAGCGAGGCAUGCCGGCACCCGCGCCGCUAGUUUACAGCUUGUGAAUCUAGUUGUAUGGUUCGAAAUAAUGAUACAAAUAUAUGAUGACUAUAUGCAGACCAUAUUGCUGGCGCUGAAUUCGGAGCGGGGUCGGAG
This is a messenger RNA of Fimicolochytrium jonesii, 2831 nucleotides long. Its product is annotated as Neutral/alkaline nonlysosomal ceramidase. The record is from RefSeq and is a predicted model, not a curated record. The transcript has 6 exons. Gene Ontology annotation, cellular component: extracellular region. NCBI's taxonomy places the organism in Eukaryota, Fungi, Chytridiomycota, Chytridiomycetes, Spizellomycetales, Powellomycetaceae. Gene Ontology annotation, biological process: sphingosine biosynthetic process; long-chain fatty acid biosynthetic process; ceramide catabolic process. Gene Ontology annotation, molecular function: N-acylsphingosine amidohydrolase activity. Bases 432 to 2660 code for a protein of 742 amino acids.